Messenger RNA from Lactuca sativa (garden lettuce), 1699 nucleotides. Its product is annotated as protein HEAT INTOLERANT 4. The record is from RefSeq and is a predicted model, not a curated record. NCBI's taxonomy places the organism in Eukaryota, Viridiplantae, Streptophyta, Magnoliopsida, Asterales, Asteraceae. Gene Ontology annotation, biological process: regulation of cellular response to heat.
CGGAUCAUAACUGUGCAUGCCCCGUCUACUUCAAUUUUGUAGAGAAACCCUUAGCGUGCUGUUCACGCCCAAAUCAUAAUCUUCGCAACAAUGCAUAACAAGAUUGGUGAUUUGGUUCCCCUACUAAUUAAAACCUAUAAAUAUCUUGAGACGGAUCAAAUCUGUGUCUCUCACUAUCUGUUCAAUUCUGCAGCAAUCCCUUAGCGUGUGAUUGACGCCUAGUUUUCGAAUCCCCACAAUCCAAUCCAUAUGAAGAAGGGAACUAAGAGAAAGGCUGCUCAAGCAACCCGUAAGGAUGAAACAGCUUCUACUUCAACAGAACCUGUCACCACCAUUGAAGAACAGCAUCAGCAACAGAAUAAGGAACCCACCAAAAUUGGUCGACCAACAAAACGUUCAAGGGUUUUGAAGCCUCCUGAAUCAGAGCCUGAGUUCUUCGACGAACAACGUGAACUGGAGGAUUUAUGGAAGCAGGUUUUCCCUGUUGGAACAGAGUGGGAGCUGCUUGACUUGCUUUCUGAAUACAAGUGGAAUUUCUCAAAUCUUGAAGAUGCAUUUGAAGAGGGUGGGGUAUUACAUGGGAAAAAAGUCUAUCUCUUCAGUUGUACAGAGUUAGGUGGUAAAUCAGGAGUAAUCUUAAUACCUACAGUGGUUGCUGUUGUAUCUCCAUUUCCACCUUCUGAUAAGAUUGGAGUUAAUUCUGUACAAAGAGAGAAAGAAGCAAUUCUUGACAUGAAACGGAUGAAAAUGGAUUGGGUUCCAUAUAUUCCAUUAGGAAAACGAGGUUCUUCAGUUGAAAGACUUAAAUCUCAAAUCUUCAUUCUAAGCUGUGUCCAAAGAAGGGCUGGAUUAAAACAACUGGAUGAAUAUCGUGUCAAGGAUUUUGAAUAUUGCUUACCAUACUUUUAUCAUCCUUUUAAGGAUGAUGAGACAGAACAAAGUACUAUUGUGAACUUCAUGUAUCCCACAGAACCAAAGCCUGUUGUCUGUGAGUUUGACUGGGAGCUGGAUGAACUUGAGGAAUUCACUGAUGACCUCAUUAAAGCAGAGGAAUUGUCUGAAGAUCAGAAGGAUGCCUUUAAGGAAUUUGUCAAGGAAAAGGUUCGAGAAGGAAAGAGAGCUAAUCGCGAGGCAAGGGAAAAGAGGAAGAAUGCAAGAGAGUCGAUGAGUGAAGAGCAAAAGGCUGCAUUUGAAAGCAUCAAAUUUUAUAAAUUCUACCCUGUUAACACACCCAGCACCCCAGAUUCCGAGUGUUUAAAGAGUCCAUUCAUAAAUAGGUAUUACGGAAAGGCACAUCAAGUACUUUGACUGAAUUACCCUCAAGGCUGAUGAUAAAGAUGCAAGCUGGUUUUCUUUGGAAGACAUUAAGAGAUUUUUGUAGCGCUAUAUAUUUGUUUAUAGUUUUAGGAACUUUAACAUAUCUGAUGAAGUAGCAAUAUUACAACUUUUAUUUUGAAAACUUUAUCUACUUAUAGCAAGAUAAUCCAUCUACAAAUAGGGGUGUAAAAAAUGCUUGACAAACCCGAACCCGAAUAAGACUAAUAGGGUGGGGUUUAGUAGGGUAUGACGAUGAAAUCGGGUCAACCUGAUUAACCCGUAUCUUAAGAGGGUCGGGUUUCAGGUAGGAUGUGAUUUGUUUAUUCGGGUUUGGUCAACCCAAUUAACACGUUUUAGCCAUCAACUUUAAAAGAUUUUCAUA